This is a messenger RNA of Eriocheir sinensis (Chinese mitten crab), 7829 nucleotides long. Its product is annotated as serine/arginine-rich splicing factor 5-like. Gene Ontology annotation, biological process: mRNA splice site recognition; alternative mRNA splicing, via spliceosome. Gene Ontology annotation, cellular component: nucleus; ribonucleoprotein complex; cytoplasm. The record is from RefSeq and is a predicted model, not a curated record. Gene Ontology annotation, molecular function: mRNA binding. The coding region runs from base 165 to 1274 and encodes 369 amino acids. The transcript has 9 exons. Lineage: Eukaryota; Metazoa; Arthropoda; Malacostraca; Decapoda; Varunidae.
AGUACGAUAAUCUAGUCACAUGUACAGCAAGAGCAAGAGCAAGGUCGGGCGGGCUGGCUGGCUCCCACCUGUGCUGCCUCACCUGUGCCUAAUUAACACCCUGAUUUACCUGCCCUGAUCUACCUGCCUUGAUUUCCCGCCUCCAGGACCACCGGCACGACACCAUGGUUGGGACGCGCGUGUACGUCGGAGGCCUGAGCUACCGGGUGGGGGAGCGCGAUCUGGAGCGCUUUUUCCGCGGGUAUGGCCGAGUGAGGGACAUCGUCAUCAAGAACGGGUUUGCCUUCGUGGAGUUUGACGACUACCGGGACGCUGACGACGCUGUGUACGAGAUGAACGGGAAGGACCUGAUGGGGGAGAGGGUAUUAGUGGAGUUUGCCCGGGGAAGCAGAGCGGCAGGGGGUGGAGGUGCCUACCCACCCCACUCGAGGAAGCACCGAGCCCCAUGGAUGGAGAAGUAUGGCUUCCCGACACGCACUGAUUACCGCCUCAUCGUGGAGAACCUGUCGAGCCGAGUGUCCUGGCAGGACCUCAAGGACUUCAUGCGCCAGGCCGGAGAGGUGACCUACGCUGACGCCCACAAGUACAGGAGGAAUGAAGGAGUGGUGGAGUUCGCCUCACACUCUGACCUCCGCUCGGCCAUCCGUAAGCUGGACGGGAAGGAGCUGCAGGGACGCAAGAUCCGCCUCUCCCUCGACUCCACCUCCUCGUCCUCCUCCUCCCACCGCCGCCGCAGGUCACAGUCGAGGUCACACUCCAGGUCGUCCUCGCGCUCCAGGUCGUCAUAUUCGAGGUCGAGGUCAAGGUCAAGGUCAAGAUCCAGGUCGUCCUCCAGGUCACGUUCUCGCUCUCGGUCAAAAUCCAAAUCCAGGUCAAAAACAAGGUCAAGGUCGAAGUCUAAAUCCAGGUCAAGAUCCAAGACAAGGUCGAGGUCGAAGUCCAAAUCAAGGUCGAGGUCGAAGUCCAAAUCAAGGUCAAGGUCAAAAUCAAGGUCAAGGUCGAAGUCUAAAUCAAGGUCGAGGUCAAAGUCCAAAUCAAGGUCGAGGUCAAGGUCAAAAUCUCGGUCUAGGUCCCCCAGUGCAAAGGAAGGGGAGGAGACUGCCCCAUCACCCCCAGGAAAGAGGGAGGAAGAGGAGAUGGAGACAGAGGAAAUAAAGAAGGAAGUGGAGGAGGUAACGGAGAGGGAAGAGAAGGAGGUGGAGAAUAAAGAACAGCAACAAGAUGGGGUAAGAACGGAGGAGGAGGAGGAGGAGGAGGAGGAAGAGAAGGAAUAAAAGGAAGAGAAGGAAUAAAAGGAAGAGGAGGAAGAAUAGAGAAAGACAGAAGAGUGAAUGGAUAAGAGAAAGGAGAAAAAGUAGAUAUAGAAAGAUUUGAAGGAAGAAGAGAAAUAGAAAAAAAGAAGAUAGAAGAGAAGAUAAAGAGUGGAGGAGGAGGAGGAGGAGGAGGAAGAGAAGGAAGAAUAGAGAGAAAGACAGAAGAGUGAAUGGAUAAGAAAAAGAGAAGAAGAGAUAAAAAGAGUGGAGGAGAAGGAGAGGAAGACAAAGGAAGAGGAGUGAGAUAGAGGUAGAAAUUUAGAGCUAAUGAAGAGAGGAGGAGGAGGAGGAAGGAAAAGAGGAAAAUGAUAAAGGAGAGAGAGGGAGGAAGAACAAAGAUUAGGUUAGUGAAGAGAGGAAGAAAAUUGAAACAAAAAAAAUAAUUACAAAAAAAAAGGGAGUUUGCGUUUAGGUUAAUUUUGCUGAUCCAUGACCUGACCUUUCCUUUUAUUUCCUUGUUUUCCUUUUGAUAUAUGAAAAGACAUUGUUAUUUUCCUUUAUACUAACUCGAAACAUUCACUCUCACCAAUGUAUAUAAACCAUCAUGGCAUUGCAACUCCUAUAUACAAAUUUAUAUAAGAAUCUUCAUCAAUAGGUAGAUAUGCGAUUAUGUAAAACCGUACCUAUCAGAUUGUUAUUAUCAUUAGUGAGAUUCGAUUACCGAGUCACAGCUUCCUCGGAACUCACAUCGAAAGCAGAGUAAUGAUAAAAUUUCAAACUCAUCAAAUUAGAACACAGAGAGAGAUGAUUCUGUCGCCUAUUACCAGAUCAAGGAUGUCGUGUUAUUUACCUCAUUGAUAUCGACACAAACGCGCGAUAACGAACCAGAGAGAGAGAGAGAGAGAGAUUGAUGUAACAUAGGGGCAUUCAGCAAUAAUAUAGAUACAACGAAAGUUACGUCGGGAAGAAAAAAUAGAGGGAUUGGUGUGACAGAUUGUGGUGGUGAUUGUGAUGUUGUAUGAUUAUGUGCCUUAGGUUGUGGUGGUUGUGGAAUGGGGGUAGUGGUGAGAGUAGUGGUAGUGAUGGUGAUGAUUCAGUGGUAAUGAGUGUGAUGUUAGUGGUGACAGGGAGCUGGGUGGUGAUUGUGGUGGUGGUUGUGCUGUUAGUAGUAAUGAUAAUUGUGGAUUGUGAUGUUAGUGGUGAUGGUAAUGAUGACACAGAGGGAGAUGGGCGGUGAUUGUGAUGUUAGUGGUAGAUCUUGCUGAUUAGAAACGAGUGGUGAUGUUAGUGGUGAUGAGGGUGGUGGUGAUGUGGUGAUUAGUUAUGCACAUUGGUGUUGAUAGCUGUUCAUUCUCGUGGUGAUGAAGAAAAACAUGAGUGUGGUGUGAGUGUGGUGUUUGUGGUAAUGGUGGUUGAGGUGAUUGUUGUAUAAAGAGCAAAUGUUUUCUUUUAAUUUCCUACACAGACAGUUCAAUAUACCUUCCACUUACUGCUUUAUUCUUCUUUGUUAGUUAGUGUGGUUCAUUAACUAUCAAAACAAAAAAGAGGAUAGUUUUCCGUGGGGUGAAGGAGUUUUUCUUUUUUUCGAGUUUUCCGUGUGUUCCGUUCAGUGUCGGGAAGUUGCGUUGCGUUGCUGUGUUGCGACUUUGAUUCAGCGCUCACAACACAGCCCGUCGAUUAAGGUGUUUCGUGGCUUAUAGUGUUCCUUCGUUACUGGCAGGUAGAGUGGAUCAGGCGGAGGAAGGAAGGUGGGAAGUGUUGCUCCAGAAAGAAAUAAUAUAAGUUAGAAAAAUCCAGGAAACCACUGAGAUAGACCGACAUAUUUUUUUGAGUCAGACUGUAUUUUAAGACCUUCCCUGUCAAUCCCUUCCUUCCAUCUCUCGAGUCAACCCCCCAGCAGUCACAAAGGAGGCUGGAAAGUUGAGUUGUAAUGGGAAAGAUGUACAAGGAAAUAGAUAGUUCGAUGCCACACUGAAUAGGCUAAGUGUAGGUUGACCCCAUAUGUGACUCAAAAAAGGGAUGGUUUGUUGAUGUGUUAGAACAGUAUAGUCAUUCGAUGGGAAAAAGAAAUGCAUAGUUUGAAAAAAAAUACAUCACUCGACAGGUUAAAUUUAGGUUGUUCCCAUACAUGACUCGAAAAAGGGUUGAUUGGUGUAGCAGAACAGAGUGGAGUGCUUCUUGUUGUUUGGGUUGUGAGGUCAAGGUCAGGUUGCGUUCUGCCAUUCUCGUAAGUUCGAAUUUUGUCUCUAGUGAUUUACGUAGGCCAGAUGCUUUGUGGCUUCUCUCAAAAUAGGAUGGAUUGGUGUAGCAGAACAGUAUCAGGGUGGAGUGCUUCUUGUUUGGGUUGCGAGGUCAAGGUCAGGUUGCGUUCUGCCAUUCUCGUAAGUUCGAAUUUCGUCUCUUUGGUGAUUUACGUAGGCCAGAUGCUUUGUGGCUUCUCCGUUGACGACCUAAAAAAUCAUAGACAUUCUGGGCCAAUUAGAGUACAAAACAUCAUCAAAAGUAGAGCGAUAAGUCUUGCGGAAAACAUUAAAAGCUUGAAUGUAGGUAUUUCAAAGUUCGUACAUCAGUUUUUUCCUCCUCAGCUGCAAGAGUAUGUGAUAACCGUGGGUCCUUCCUGCCAUGGCUAGUCGUAGUUCACCGCUUCCCGUUCUCACUUGUAUAAAUGUUACCGGAGAAUGAUUACAACGACCGGAAAAAUCGAGGUGUUCUGGGCCAAUCGGGAGAGUUUGUACAGCAUCAAAAGUAGAGCGUUAAGUCUCGAGGAAAAAAUGAAAGGCUUAAACGGUAAUCUCUUGAAGGAUGUUGUUUUCCUCGGCUGUAAGAACAUAUGAUAACCGAACUCCUUCCUGUGUGCAUUAAGGAUUUCAUAGUUUACAGUUUCCCAUUCUUACUUGUAUAGAUGUCACAGAGAAUUGUAACGCUCGUAAAGUAGAACAGAAGUCUCCAUUGGUUUUAAAAUUUAGGGACUUCAUAGAUUACAGUUUAUCAUUCCUAUUUGUAUUAAUGUUACGAAGAAUUGCAACACUCGUAAACUAAAACACAACAGUUAGCAACGAUUCUGAACUUUUGGACUUCUUAUUUUAACGUUCUUGUAUAGACGUUACGAAGAUUUGCAACGCUCAUACACCAGAACACGGCAACAGUUAGCAUCGACUCCAACUUUGCUUAUUAACGGAAUGAAUUUUUCUUUCCUAACGAAGCUGACUUGUAUUUUUCUGUCCAGCCGCUCUUACCGAAGCACUUUGUAUCAUGUGUGUGUGUGUGUGUGUGUGUGUGUGUGUGGUGUUGGUUUUCUACACGGCUAAAAUCUUAAGGUAGUGACGAAAUCCAUACAUACCGUUUUGUUGUUGUAGGGUUCCCAUGUCUUGAUUUCUUGAUAUUUAUGCGCUCACUGUAUUUCACUGCUGCAAAGGUUGUGUAUGUGCGUGUGUGUCAGUGUUGAGGUGUGUACGUACGAUGGAAAACUGUACGUAGUUGUAUGUCACUGUAGGUUGAGGUGCAAUGUGUGUGUGUGUGUGUGUGUGUGUGUGUUUGAAUAUCGCACAAAAAGAGGGUUGAGGGUAAGUCCUUUGUCCCUUUUCCUUUCUCUUCAGUCUGGUCUAUCCCUUUUUUAUUUUCUCUCAUCUCCCUUUUUCAUCUUUUUCUUCCUUCUGAUCUCUCCCUGUUUCCUUUUCAUUCUCUCUAAUCUCCCUUUUUCCUUCCGUUUCUUCCCCACUUCUCCUUUCCCUUUCUCAUCCAUCCCCUUCUCCUUCUUGUCCCUUCUAUUUCUAAGCACUUUUUCCCCUAUUCCUCUCUCACUCCUCUGCUCUCCCUUCCUUCAUUCUCCCCCUUUUCCUUUUUCUCCCUCCAUUUCUUUCUACUUUUUUCCCCUAUUCCUCUCUCACUCUGUUCUCCCUUCCCUCGCCUCUUCUCCAUUCCCUCUCAUGAUUGAUGUUUUAAUCUUUGGUGAGUAAAUAUUUCAGUGUCAACAGUGGCAAGAGCUCACUGUUAGUAGUAAAAUGAUUGUAUUUACCAUAGAACUCAAAGAUGUCUAGUUAGAGUAAAAAUGAAUGUGGAAUAGUGUGUGUGUGUGUGUGCGUAUGUUUGUAGCACCAAUGUUUGUACCGUUUUCCAAGUGGUGACACCUGCACGUCUUUCAAGGUGAGGCUAACGAGUUCACUGCUCUAGUUUAGUUAGUUGUGGCCAGGUGUGCAGUGACUCUCAAGAUCCCGUUUUCUCUACCUUCAUUUCUUCAGUCUGCCCUUUAACUCACCUAGUCCUCUUUCUCUUCUUCCACUCCCAUAACGUAUAUAUUUACAUGUAGUGACUCGCAAUUUGAUAAAUGUGAAGACAAGAUAUUAGCGUGUUAUGAGAGUGGAAGAGGACUUGGUGAGAUAACCCGGUAGCUGCGGGGGUCAUGUUUCUUAGGUUAGGUUAAAGGCCCCUCUUAGCAAAAUAAUGAGAAAGAAUCAUCACUCACGCAAACCAUUUCAUAAUAUAUAUCAACGCAUUUGUGAUCAGUUUAUGCAUCAUCUAUCUUGGGAGGUUUAUAUCAUGGCAGAAAUUUGGCCCGUCGAUGGUACACGGUAAAGCCACAAAUUUGGCCCGUCGCUGCUACCGGGUUAAAGGGCAGACUGAAGAAAUGAAGGUAGAGAAAACGGGAAGACUUAGAGGGACAUUACAGGUGUGUGUGUGUGUGUGUGUGUUCCUUUGCCACUGUGUCGGGUGUUUCGGGAUAAUCAACAAGGAUGAAAAUGAAAAACUUUGUCUACUGUUUGGAGGUGAAAUUUAUUUAAAACAAAAGUGUCAUUUUUUUACAUACCCUACACAAGCAACAUGACAUUGCCCUGGAAAAGAAACUCUGGAUUCCGUAGUAAUAGUAGUAGUUAUGGUAGUAGUGGUAGUAGUAGUUUUGAUCAGCAGAAACACCCUUACAAUGGGGCUGGGCAGCUCGGUGGGUCUGGUGCCCGGCUCACAACAUACAGCUUGUGAGUAGCGAUGCCAGAUUGUCGUACCAAGAACAUCGUACAGUCGUCCCUCAAUUAGUACGGUUUCAGUUUUAUACAGAUUGUUAUUGAAGAUCUUUUAAGGAUUUUUAAAUUUCCUGCUUGUCGGGAAAUUUAAAAAUCUAUGAAAAUCCACAUAAAACCGAGACCAACUAUUGGAAACCGUGCUAUUUGAGGGAUGACUAUUUUCUGGUUUCUGAAUCGUGACUAUUGCAAACAAAUACCAAUAAUUACCGAUUUUAACGACAACUAUAAAUAAAUCUCGUUAUCGGGUUGGUGAUGACAGUUUUUGGUUGGAAAUCGGCAAAUAUAAGAGGCCGAGUACGACAAUCUGGUAACACUGCUUGUGAGUUUGCCCCCGGCCCACACGAGCCUGUGACCCUGACGGAGCUGUACGGUCUUGGCUACCUAGCUCGGGGGAUUAUCUCCUUACAAGUAGUGAAGGCUCUGUAAAAGCUACAAACACACAAGUACAACGUUUCUUUACCCCCAAUGUAGACUAACACAACAUUUCCUUCGUCAUGUACAGUUGCCGACAAAUAUCGCUCCGCUUUCCCCUUGACUCACUGGACUUGAGCCUCUUUCCACACAGGGCGGGAGGUGUGGAGUGAGUGGACUGCCAGGGGAGGGGAAUGACCCACACGCCCAGGCAACAGGUCACGAGUUAAAUUACAUGGAGUGAUAUUACUGUCGGGAACUGUUUCUUGCCGUCCCCAGAGUGGCCGGCAUUUCAAUGAGUAUAAAAGAAAUGAGAAAUGGCCAGGCUCAUUUCACACUGAGGGCAGCAAGCACACAAGGGAGGAAAGCUGUUGUGUCCCCUUAGAAUGUGACACAGACCCCUUGGUACACCCUGGGACCAAGCUCUACAGAAGUGUUAGUGUGGCAUUUAAAAAAGCUAUCAUCCUCUCGUCUCCUAGUUUACAGUAUUUACAUUAAAAACACUAAAUUGUCGGAGUGGUGGUGAUAAUCUCUCGCUUCUUAAUGGUAGAUUACAACACUCGUCACCUUAGUAAAAUAUAACCUGGCCUAACCAACCACCACUUCCUCGGGUGAAAGCAAUCCGCACACACCUGCCGUUAACUCUCAGGUGUCACGUUAGCCACCUGUCUGUCCGCUGCUUACAUUAGUUACAAAAAUGUCACCUGCCUCACACUUGAUAAUCCUCCCUUAAUAUACUCUUCUCAUAUGGUACAUAGCUUAUCAUCUGCUAGGUUUAAAUAGUAUAAGAAUGCAAGACAACCUUACACCAAAAUCACGCGCUGACGGAGAGAAACAAACUCCCGAAGACGGCCGGCAGACUGGAGGACAACGGAGACGGAUAGGAGAGAAGUUUGAGGACAAUGACGUAGAGGAGAACAACAGGACAGAAGACAGAUAGGAAGACAAAGGAACUGGAAGCAGACUGACUGAGGGAAUUUAUCGGUAGGAGACAAACUGGCAAGACAAGAACUAACAAGAUGACAAAAAGCAGAGAUUGGAGGAAAAACAUCGACAAAAAAUAGGAAAGAAAACUGAUUAAGACGAAACAGACUGGAGGAAAAAAAUAUCAAGACACAAACUGGAGGAAAUCUGAGAGGAAGCAGAGAGA